GAUUCCCGCCGACUAACCUUCUCUUCCAGACAUCGUUGCUGUGACUGUUACGUGAGGACCCCGCGCUGCACCGGAAAUAGGAGACCAACGCAGAGCCUGUGCUAUAUGAUACCCUUCCGCCCUCACUUUCCUGAACGGCUUCAAUUAACAACCUGCCGUCACAUGGAUGUAAAGCGUGAAGGCGGCCAUAUUUGUACACCCAUUUUCUUUUGCGACACAAAUCAAGCCGCAGGAAAAGUGUUGGCGGCCAUCUUGGUACCCCUUCUCUUUGCGUGGUCCUAAUGGCGUUUCCGUGCUGCGGAAGUCUGGCAACGGCCAUCUUGGUACUCCCAAGGAAGAAGAAGAGCUGGAACAGUCCAUAGAAAGCGGUGUAACCCCUGUGUCAUCUGGGCUGCUGCACUUUGCAUGCACCAGUGACAGUGUCACUAUGAGAGGAGAAUGUAUGUGAGUACAGGUGUAAUACAUCCAGAGAGCGCUCAGACAUCCAGGAGGAGAUGGCAGAGAGGCAGCUGGUCAUCUGUGCAGGAUGGCCGCAGGCUUAUAACCCCAGAGGACUGAACCCAAGGGUCUGUUACAGAAGAGGAGGAGGGUCUUAUACAAUUCCACAGUAGUACACAAUGAAACACUUUUGUGGUGCACAGGUCAUAAUUGGGGCCAUGAGGCCACCUAGUCGGUCCUCCCUUAUUCUGAGCCGUAGAAUCACACUCCUCAGUGUAAGGACUCUCUGCUCUCCUACUUCUAAAACUCCAGACACCAAACCCUCAUCGGACCAUUCUGGAGUGAGCCCCUUGCAGGAGUGGAAGGAAGUGGCCAAAACUGUGGGUAGAAACUCCAUGCAAAGAGUCUCUACCACGGCCAAAAGCUGGUGGGACCGAUACGAAGAGUUUGUAGGACUUGUAGAAGUCCGAGAAGCUCAAGGAAAAGUAGCAGAGGCGGAGAAGGAUUUCAUGGUGGCCCGUGGGAUCGUGCGGGAGGCUCGUGAGAGUGUGGAGUCCCAGCUGCUGAAACUGAAGGAAGUGCGGGAUCGCCUGGACAGAGUGUCUCGCGAUGAUAUCCAGUACCUGGAGCUAGCUACACUGGAGCACAAAUUGCUGCAGGAAGAAAAAAGAUUGAGAACUUCGUACAUCAAUGCAGAAGAGAAUGAAAGAGAGACGUUCUUCAGCUUCUCCGCCUCUGUGAGGGAGAGCCACGAGAAGGAGAGAACCAGAGCAGAGCGGACUAAGAACUGGUCAGUCAUUGGGUCUGUUCUGGGUGCAGUUAUCGGGGUCAUGGGGUCAACCUAUAUUAAUCGCGUCAGGCUGCAAGAAUUAAAGGUCCUGCUUCUGGAAGCGCAGAAAGGACCAAUCAGCUUACAGGAAGCCAUCCACGAACAUGCGUCUGUACACCAAUCCCAGCAAAAGGAUCUUGGUGACCUCAUUGUAUCAUUAAGAAAUGUGGUACCAGGUACAGUGCCGUCAUCCCAAGUGUCUCCCAAAGGUGGCUCUGAGUCUCCAGGAAAAGCCGUCGCUUCAGACGAUCGGGUGUUUACGGUAAUUAAGGAGCAUAUGGCUUACACCAAGGAAACCGGGAAGAACUUGGAAGGCUUACAGCAGAAAUAUGGAGACCUGGAAAAGAGUAUCGGCAAAAUAGCAACAGAUGUUCAGAAUGUGAAGUCUAAACUGUCCUCGCCGCCCACAGCCAGAGUCGCCCCCGUGUCUGUGCCUGGGGACAGCGGGCAGGAAGGUCCGCUGCAGAAUGUUAUACUUGUAUUGUCAGAAGCCGAGCAAAGGCUGGGGACUCAAAUUAAUAGAAAUUCCAUUUACAGCACUGCAUUGACAUGUAUGGUGUUCACAUUAACAAUUCCUAUAUUGUACGUUUUACUGAAGGGAAACUAGACAUUACCUAACACAAAUAAUAAAAUGUCCUUGACCGA
This is a messenger RNA of Pseudophryne corroboree (corroboree frog), 1912 nucleotides long. It is a transcript of the gene CCDC51, whose product is annotated as coiled-coil domain containing 51. The record is from RefSeq and is a predicted model, not a curated record. Lineage: Eukaryota; Metazoa; Chordata; Amphibia; Anura; Myobatrachidae. The transcript is spliced from 5 exons. Bases 618 to 1874 code for a protein of 418 amino acids.